GAUUUGGGUAGUUGGGUUUCGAUAGGGAAGUUUUCUUCUUUCUCGGGGGUGAGUGCCUAGCUUCUCGGCUACUUUGAUUCCUUGUUCGGAAUUUGUCCGCGGAUGGAUAACUCUUCCGGCAAUGAUUUCUCGGUGGUAGUACUGGCAUCUGAUCUGGGCAUAGACGCGCGCCCUUUCUUGUCACCAAAUCAGCGAGAGACAGAGAUCGAGGAACACGAGGACUGGCACGAUUGCUCUCAGUAUCUCUCUCCAGAUGAAGACUUCUCUGAUCUCGAUUUGCUGCAGUUCUUUCGCCUCGAGGGCUACGAUAAGUCCGGAAACCGUAUUUUGCGCGUAGUGGGGAAGUACUUUCCCGCUCCAGUUGUCGGUGCAGAGAGACUGAAGAGGUAUAUCUUCCACAAAAUAUGCAGUGAGUUGCCCGAGGGGCCAUUUUGCAUUGUUUACAUGCAUAGUACUGUGCAAAAGGAAGACAAUUCUCCUGGCAUGACUAUCUUAAGGUGGAUUUAUGAAGAACUUCCAGCAGAGAUCAAAGACAGGCUUCAAGUUGUGUACUUCAUUCACCCUGGGAUUCGAUCAAGGCUUGCCUUUGCAACUCUCGGCCGCUUCUUCUUAAGUGGAAGCUUGUACUGGAAGAUCAAGUAUGUUAGCCGACUCCAGUACCUUUGGGACGACAUAAAGAAGAGAGAGAUCGAGAUUCCUGAAUUUGUGAAAAGCCAUGAUGAUGUUCUUGAGCAUAGACCAUUGACAGACUAUGGCAUUGAACCAGAUCCGCUCCGCUUAACUGAGGUGCCUUCCACAAUGGCAUACUCCUUUGGCAGAUAUGAAGAGAGAUUGCAAGCAAGAGAAUAUAUGUCUUAGCUCUGGUUAUCAUAUCAGUAACCAAUCCAGAGCAACAACUGAGAUGAAGAUUCUGCUGAAUUUGUGGGCUAUUAUAUGAAUACAAGAAUUGUAUAGUAUGGUGUUUGUAAGCCAAACAUACUUAGGUGCGUUUAACAAUAUAUUGUGAAAUCUGGAAUGGUCUCAUUUAGGACAAUUUUCAGACAAUUUGAGUACGAGAUUACUGAACGACCAUUUAUUUUAAUCUAUCUUGACCUUAAUACCCUAA
Tripterygium wilfordii is the source of this 1105-nucleotide messenger RNA. Its product is annotated as ganglioside-induced differentiation-associated protein 2. Lineage: Eukaryota; Viridiplantae; Streptophyta; Magnoliopsida; Celastrales; Celastraceae. The transcript has 3 exons. The record is from RefSeq and is a predicted model, not a curated record. Bases 103 to 858 code for a protein of 251 amino acids.